Epinephelus fuscoguttatus (brown-marbled grouper) is the source of this 2341-nucleotide messenger RNA. RefSeq names its product leucine rich repeat containing 73 (gene lrrc73). The transcript has 8 exons. Bases 372 to 1367 code for a protein of 331 amino acids. Lineage: Eukaryota; Metazoa; Chordata; Actinopteri; Perciformes; Serranidae. The record is from RefSeq and is a predicted model, not a curated record.
CUGAUUUUUGUUUAGCGGAAGAAGAAUUACUAACCCUCCACAGUAACGGUCACCUGCAGAAACACACCGGGACUCACGGAGCUCACACCGUCCGACACACGGCCCCCCUGCCCGCCUCCAGGACACAGACCCCCCGCCCCGCCGCCCCGCCGCCCGCCUCUCAUCAAACCCGAUCAAUCGAUACCGGGAUCGAUCGCCUCUGAUGUCCGUCACUGUGGAUCAGAACCGGCGCGUGGCCUGCGGCGGGAUCAGAGGCACCGGAGCAGCCAACGAUGACAUCAGCGCGUGAGAGACCCGAUCCUCCCCGCGUGAGCUGAUCGAUCAUUUUAUCAGGUGUUCCAGUGCUCCCAGUGCUCCCAGUCUGGUCCAGGAUGCUGCCGGCCUCCAUCCAGAUCACGGGGGAGCUGCUGUCGGCGGCGGAGGUUCAGGACAUCUGCGAGAGCCUGAAGGAGGACAGCGUGCGGCUGCUGUCCGUCCGCGGCUGCCAGCUCUCUGACCGUGACUUCGGCCGCGUCUGCCGCAGUGUCGCAGAGUCGCACUCGCUUGCUCAGCUCAACCUGAACCUGGGCGUGGUCUCCAGCAUCAGCCGGACGCGACACCUGGCGGACGCCCUGAAAACCAACCGCUCGCUGCAGACGCUGUUUCUCCAUGGCAGCCCGCUGCUGGACGCCGGCCUGGUGACCUUGAACUCGGCCCUGUCGACCCACCCGGCGCUGGUCUGUCUGGAUCUGGGAGACUGCAUGCUGGGAGACGAGGCGCUCGGUCUGAUCUGUGGGAUGCUGCCGCCCGACGGAGCAAAGUCAGGUCUCAGGGAGCUGACUCUGAGCGCUAACCCAGGAAUCAGCUCUAAAGGCUGGGCUCGCCUCGCCAUCGCCGUGGCUCACAGCUCACAGCUCAGAGUGCUCAACCUGGACUACAACCCACUGGGUGAUCACAUUGCGGGGAUGUUGGCGGUUGCUGUGGCGUCCAGCAGAACUCUGGAGGUUCUGGACCUGGAAGGAACUGGACUGUCUAACCAAUCAGCACAGGUGUUCCUGGACAUGGUGGAGAACUACCCCACCAGUCUGCGGGUCCUGGUCCUGGCGGAGAACGACAUCAGUCCGGAGCUGCAGCAGCAGAUCUGCGACCUGCUGUCUGAAGGAGAGGACGAAGAUGACAGAGAGGCCCCGCCCCUACAGCCAGGCCCCGCCUCCAGCAGCGCCCUGCUGCCGAUCAGAGACAAGUACCAGCCAAUCAGAGACAAGUACCAGCCAAUCAGAGACAAGUACCAGCCCCCCGCCUGGCUCCCCCACAGCAACUCCAGCCCCCAGAUGGUCUUGCUGACAUCAGGUCUAGGUGAGAGCUUAUUGGCUGAGACUGAGAUGUGACCCCUCCCACUCGCACACCCACACACACACCCACACACACACGCACACACACGCACACACACUUCCUGUUAAACCUUCACUUUGUUUGGUUUGAAUGUUUGUUUCUCUGCACUGCACUUCUCUGUCAGAUCACCUGAUGGCUAACAGCCAAUCACAUGCUCUGCAUGGUUUGAUGUAGCACCUGUCUAUACACACACACGCACACACACACACAUACAGAUGAGUGGCAGCACAAAACGUUAUUAACACACACCAAGUGUCUUACAGACAGACAGGUGUUAGUUCAGUGUGUUUCUGAUGAAUGUAGUUCUGCUCUGUUGGUUCCUUCUGCUGCUCUGAUGUCACAAUUAUUAAACUGUUUACAGCUUCGUAACCACGACGACUCUGACUCUUCUUUCCUCUGCAAGCUAGCACACAGCUAACACACUGCUAACACACAGCUAACACACCGCUAACACACUGCUAACAUACAGCUAACACACCGCUAACACACAGCUAACACACCGCUAACACACCGCUAACACACUGCUAACACACAGCUAACUCAUAGCUAACACACUGCUAACACACAGCUAACUCACUAACACACUGUUACCACACUAGGGCUGUCAGAAUGAACUUCGCUAUUCUAAAACAAUUCGAAUUAUUGAAAAAAUAAGCAUAUUCGAAGUUGGAAACUAAGGUUUGAAUAUUUGGAGAAAAAAAAAUGGCGCUCUACCGUGCAUUAAGAGAUGUUUUAUGAGGAAAAUACAUGACUGUCAGAGAAGCCUCGUUUACAAACGGACCUACAAUCCAUCUCCUCUCUCUCUCUUCUCAGCGGAGGGUGACCUGUCAGCCCUGCACUGACAGUGACAGGGCACAUCUCUUUGAUCCGAAGUGACACAGAGCGUUUGCUCAUGCUUCGGGGUCGUUCAAUAGAGUAAUUGCAAAUAAAUAUUGUUUUAAUGUGUAAUUAUUGAAAUGUUCACAAGGGC